This is a messenger RNA of Paramecium sonneborni, 1803 nucleotides long. The record is from the annotation of a GenBank genome assembly. NCBI's taxonomy places the organism in Eukaryota, Ciliophora, Oligohymenophorea, Peniculida, Parameciidae.
AUGAACUUGGAAUUUAAAUAAUAAUGUUCUAUUCAUUAAAAGGAGAUUCUAUUAUUCAAUUUAAAAGAAACUAUUCCUUCAUAAAGAAAGUUAUGCCUCAAGUGUUUAACUGAAUAAAAUCCAGAGUUAGUAUCAAUUUCUGAUUUUAAUAGUCAGGUAAUGUCUAUUCAUGAUUAAAUGAUCAAACUUUAAUCAAAUAGUUAAGGAAUCUUUAGCAAUGCCACAACAGAUGAUGAUUAUUAAUGGCUUCGUUAAGUUUCUUAGAAAAUUUCAAAUAUUACUUGCAAUAAACAUGGAUAAGAUUCCAUUAUAAUCAACAAAAGAUGUUAAGCUAAUAACAAGUUUUGCCUUCAAUGUAUAGCUGAAAUUUAAAGUGGUUAUAUUCUAAUUGAUGAACUCAUAACAAUACUGCUAAAAAUAAAAAAAAAUAUAUUAGAAGAAGCCAAUGAAAUUAAAGAAUUCAAAAUUUAUAUUUUUAAAAAAUAGAAAGAACUGUUAAUAAAUUAUAAAAAUUAAAUUGAAUAAAAAAUUAAUAAAUUUCUUUAAAGAAUAGAUUAAUUAAUAGAACUUGUUGCCAAAUCUUAUUGUAAUUAAAAAGAUUUUAUAGAAAAAAUAUCAAUUGAUGAUAUUGACUUGAUGAUUGAUCAGCUUUGUUAAACUUAAGUAAAUCAAACUAAUUUUGAGGAAAUCAAGAAAAUUUUGAUAGAAAAUAUUGAAAAUCUUUAGUUACAGGAGGAAAUUUAACAUUUAAAAUUGUGGACUGAUAAAUUACUUUUGGAGAACUCUAAUUAAACAUUUGAUUUUAUUAGCUAAUUUAGAUAAACCGGCAAAAUUGAAUUAUAAUUACCUAAAUUCAAAUUUAAAAAAAUUUCAUCACAAGUACAAAUAGGUUGGUGUGAUACUAUUGAAAUUAAUAAAGAAUCUACUUUAAUUCUUUUGGGCUGCCAAACCGAUAUUAAAGCUUGUCAAUUUAAAAAUGGUUAGAUAAAAUAAAUUUGCAAAUUUCAUGGACAUGAAUGGAUUGUAACUUGUUUAAAGUUUAUGUCACAAUCAAAUUAUUUUAUAUCUGCUGGAAGGGACAAAAAAAUUAAAAUUUGGUUAAAUGUUGGAAUGGCUUAACAAAAAGAAAUAGCAGUUCUGGUUGGUCAUAAAAAUCUUAUAACUUGUGUAAUAUCAAAUUUAGAUGAAAGUCUAAUUAUUUCUAGUAGUGAAGAUUGGACAAUAAAAUUUUGGGCAAAAUUCAAUAAAUGGAAGUGUAUUUAAACUAUAACAAAUCAUACAGAUAGUGUAUUUAGUUUAUGUUUGAGCAAUUCAGGUUAAAAAGUUAUCUCUUGUGGAAAGGAUGGAUAAAUUUUAGUAUUAUAACAAAUAUCUUAAGGCAUUCAACAAACUUGGAAUGUUGUAUAAACUAUUACAGAAUAAUGGGGAAGAAGGUUAUGUUUUAUUGGCGAAAAUCGUUUUACUUUCUAACCAUAUUGCAAAGAAAUCAUGUGUAUAUUUGAUUUUAAUAAAACAAAUGGAGAGUUUAUAAAAAUAAAAGAAGUAAAAGUAGCAGGAGGAAAAAUUUGCAGCUAAUUCUUUCAUUAAUAAUACUCAAAUAAAAAAUCAAUACUAGUGAGUAAAAAUUGCAGAUCUAUAAAUAUUAUGGAAAUAUAAGAGAUUGGUGAUUGCCAUUAGGUUUAAACCCUUGAUUUUGAUACUUAAUUUAUUUAUGGCGCGAUUAAUAAUGAUGGCGAAUAUUUAAUUGUUUGGGAUUAGAAUAAAAAAACAAUUGAUACAUUGAAAUAUACUUAACUUAGUUGA